Psylliodes chrysocephalus is the source of this 5372-nucleotide messenger RNA. NCBI's taxonomy places the organism in Eukaryota, Metazoa, Arthropoda, Insecta, Coleoptera, Chrysomelidae. The record is from the annotation of a GenBank genome assembly.
GUAGUAGAUGUGUCCGAUAUGGAUAAACAAACGCUCGAGAUGUAAAAAAUGCGUCGAGUGUGGAUAUUCAAACGCAGCAAAUGUAGGUUCUUUUGUUCGUCUCAGUGGUGUAGGAAUGAGAUUUUUUUAAGAAAAUUGAGGUUAUAUCAAAAAAUAUUUUAUUUUCAGAAUAAUACACAAUAUUUUUAUAUUAACUCUGGUUAUUUUGGUUUUGUCGCAGUUAUAUUAAUCAAAAAUAGUAAAUAGUAUUAUUUGCAUUAAGAAUAUAGCAAAAAUAGUGAAAAUUGUUGUGUCCGUAUUGUUUACAGUCACCCUAUAAGUCCUUCCACAGUUAUAAAACGAUCAUAAGACUUUUUAUGAAUUUGCAUUACAAGUCUGACAAACGUUGAUUCUGAAAUCUGAAAAAUUGUCAAACAAAUCAUACUGACAGAUAUUCUUUAACGCAUACAUGAGCAUACAUUACACGCAAGUAGGUGAAGGCGGAAUCAAAGCAGUCCAACAAUAUGGCGCAAGUCCUCCUCAUUUCGUCAUCGAAGAAAUCAUUCAAGAAAAGAAAUUAACCAACGAAGAGGCUUCUAAGUGUCUAAACACCCUAGGAAAAGAUGAAAGUGGUGUCAGAUACGCUUACUUAAUGAUGACUGCAUCUGAAAUGAAACUCACUGAUAUAUCUGUGAUCACCAAUUAUAACCAUCUUCUGUUCGUUGACGUAACGGGUAAUUUAUUAAAUCUAGAAGCUUUGCAAGUUCUUUCGCAGAUACCGUACUUACUCUACAUCAGAGCCGAGAGGAACAGACUUGAAUCUGCAGCGUUGAACAUAAUCCCUUACCUACAAGUAUUGAUUCUUAAUAAAAACGCUAUCAUAGAAACUGGAGAUAUAAACCAGCCGAUGUUAAAUUCAAUAGAACUUUCUGACAAUCAAAUAUUUACUGUACAAUUUGACCCGGAUCGUCUGGAAUCAGUUAGGGAGAUAACUCUAGCUGGUAAUCACCUUCUGGAUACUUCAGGAUCCUAUCCGAAGACGCUAGAAAGAUUGUACUUAGGUAGAAACAAAAUCUGCAAGAUCAAUACCGAUUUCUCUCAGAUGGAAAAGCUCCAAGUGUUGCAUUUAAGAGAUAAUAACAUAAGAAAACUAUCAGGUUUCACUUCUAAUUUAGAAAAUCUUAAUUACCUCAACGUAAGAACUAACAAAAUCAAUAAAAUUCGUCAGUUCAGGAAGUUGACUUGUUUAUCAAGCUUAGAAACGCUUGUAAUGCUCGAUAAUCCUUUGUAUUCCAAUCCGAUUAUGGUGGAACACAGAGGAGAAGGUGGCGAAGGCACUGAACGUGGUGGCUACACAACGGAAGACACGGAUGAAGACAAAUCCGAGAUGUACGGCGAGGGUCAUGAAGAUAUUGCGCCACUUGAUAUCGUUAGAGUACGUCUGUUGGCGCUUCUACCCAAGUUGAAACGGAUAAACAAGGAUUUGGUUACUCACGAGGAAAGAAAGAUGGCCGAGGAAAGCAGGCAGCGGUUGCUGGAUGAAAUAUUCGCCGAGGAAAGCAGCGAAGAAGAAACGGAACUCGCGACGACCAAUUAUACCAGUGAUUUUACUGAUUCUGAAGUGGAAUCUGGACAUCCUGUUAGCGAGCAGACUGUUGUCGAUGAAUCUGACGAUGGACCAUAAAGAAGUGAAUAUUAUUUAAUAUCCCUAUCAUCGCGCCUGAUGUAAUUAUUAAUCAUUUUAAACUCAAACAAAUAAUGAUUGAGAGUGAAAGCAGGUAGAAAUACGACCAAAUCGGAGGCGUGCUUAUUAUUUUUGAGAGGGUACAAUUAUUUAAAAUAUUCAUACAAUUUCUUUUAUUUAUUUCAUGAAAACUUUGCAAUAUCGUAAUUUACCUAAUCGUUGUAGUCAUUAGUGGGGCUUUAUGAAAACGGAGUAAUAAUUGUGGUAAUUAUAGUAGGAACCAAAUAAAUUAAGAAUAUUAAUAAAAAUCACAAUAUAUAUUUCAAAUUAAAAAUAAGAAAGAUACCUAAUCAGGGGUUGGUUUGGUGACAGAAACAAUAUCAAUUUUACUAUUUUAAUAAUGAAUUUAACUUUAUUUCACAAAUUAACGUAUAUUUAUAUAUUAUGUCGCGGCCGAAGUCAGUAAGGAACUGUCUCUUAAGUUUCUUCUUGGGUUACACAUACAGAAGUAUUACUUAAAUUUUAAAUUAAAAUCAUAAUGACGGAUAUUGCAUAUCCAAUGCAAUUUAUAUUUUUAUUUUGUUUUGUUUAGUUAUUUUUUAAAUUUUUUUAUUUUUUAAUAUUUUUAUAUUAUAUUUAGUUUUUAAUUUACUUCGCUUUGUCUAUAAAAUUUUUGUAAUUUUUCAAUGACAAUAAAGCAUACCUCUGUAUAUAUAUAUAUAUAUAUAUAUAUAUAUAUAUAUAUAUAUAUAUAUAUAUAUAUAUAUAUAUAUAUAUAUAUAUAUAUAUAUAUCUCCCGGUUUACCUGCAGUUCCUCGAAACUAGCCAGCCUUACCCAAGAAACCCUAAUUGGGUUCGGCCAACAUUAAAAGACAUUAUAAAGCUUAAAUUACUAUUUGAUUGGUACUUAAAUCAUAAAAGUUUACACGCACCUAUCAUUUCGGAAAUCCCUAAGUAAGAUAAUUAGUUUGGAUAUAACCUACAGGAUUAUGUUUUCUUGACCGCCAAACAUAAUAAUAAUAAUGUUUAUUUCAAAUUUAUGUAACAAUGUACAAAUUGAUACAAUAAUACUAAUUAAAUAAAUAAACAUUUGUAUCCUGCUGAGACAUUGUUCAUGUCUGUGUACAGGAAUUAAAAAUACAAAUUUAUAUAAUAAUUUCUAAAUGGUAAUAGUGAAUGGUAAAAAUAAAAAUUAUACCUAAAUAUAUAGACUUCUUUCUGUGUACAAAUUUUCUUCUAAUCUUCAACCUCAGAUUCGUCACUGCUGCUACCGCUAUCAUCAAAGUUAAUUAUGAUUGGUUCAAUAUUGUGUUCAAUACGGUUGUCUACGUCCCACAUUUUUUGCUCUUCUUUUAAAACAUGCUGAAUGCAUUUCUUCCAGUCUUCUGCAGAAACAUUUUGAAUGGCUUCUUGAAGGUAACGUUGCACGUCCACUAAUUUAAAUGUUCUGUUUUCUCGUGCCACAUAUCCUUUUACUUGCGCCCAGAUUAAUUCUAUUGGGUUUAAUUCGCAGUGGUACGGUGGUAACCUUAAUACUGUAAUUCCACGACUUAGCGCCAUUUCAUCCACUGCGAAUUUUUUAUAUUUGUCUCUGUGUAAUUUUGUUAACUGAAGUAGUUCUGCCUUUAAACUAUCUUUUUUAUAUUGGGUGUUUUUAUUAAUUAACCAUUCUUGAAUUGCUCGUUUUUUCCAUGAUUGUUUCGGUAAUGAUUCUAAAUACCGACUAUGAUAUGGGGCAUUGUCCAUGACGACGACAGACCCAGGUUCCACAAGUUGAAUGAUGCCUUCAAACCAUUUUUCAAACACCUCCGCAUUCAUCUCUUCAUGAUAGUCGCCUGUUUUCUUGGAUUUAAAUAUUAAUUCACCAUUUGGUAAAAAUCCACUGUCGCUUCCUAUAUGCGUAACCAUCAGACGACUACCUUUUCCAGACGGCUGUUUUAACCCAGUUGACAAGCCUUCAAUAAAGGCUUAUCGUGCACUUGUUAUAUGACCAUCCUGCCAUACUUUUUUGACCGUAUGUCCUUGGUUAACCCACGUCUCAUCCAUGUAGUAAAUUUUUUUUUUGAUAUUCCGAAAUUCCUCAAUUUUUCGGAGAUAAUUUCUUCUCCAUACUAUUAUUUCCUGACGUUCAAUGAGAAUGCUUUUCCUGUCGACUUUUCCGUACGUAAAUUUCAUUUCGUGUAAAAUUUUCCUCAAAGUUUCUUUACUCAUUUGUGGGACCAAUUCAUGAUCGCUAACUGCCUCCAGAACUUUUUGCAAAGUGGGCACCUCAUUUCUGAAAAAGAAACUGUGAAUAGUUGUGCGUAUACUGUUUUUGGCUUCUUCAUCAACUGUGAUUUUUUUUCUUCCGCUACUAGUUUUUGGCGUUUGUACUUCCCCAUGAAUUUUGUUUUCUCUUAGUAUUUUGUAAACUGAUGAUUUUGGUACACCCGUAUAAUCAGAGCACAUAUCAACUAAUUUAUCUUUUGUAAUUGUGAAAGUUAAUGAUGUUGGAACGCCCGGUUGGUUAUUCGGAGGUACAUCCGUAGAAUUACAGUACAUAUGCACUAAGUUAUCUUUUGGUCGCUGAUGAUCUCUUUCAAGACAGUGAAAUACUCGAAGUACAAUUUGUUUUUCACUUAGCGACCGAGACUUCGACCGUUUUACCUUUUUCGACGUUGAAUGCCCUUCAAUGUCUUCCAUUUUUUGCAUAGUUUUAGAACGGUGUAGAAAUAUUAUAAUCUAAUGUUUAAACACUUAUUAGCACUAAUAUUUUCACCAAUUGUUCUUACAACACGUCGAUUACUUACUAACUUAACUGUAAAACUUACAAUUCACACCGUAUAAUUCAAAACCCGAUGUUACGCUCGUGGUUAUAAAUACACUACUGAGAACGUCAUCGACGAGAUGGAUUUUACGCGUAACAAACAAAGACACAAAUAUCGCUCCGUACACCGAUGCCAUUAGUUGUAACAAAUACUGAACAAUCCAUAAAAUAAUUAAUUUUAAAUGAUAAAGAAAUGUACAAGUAUUACUCAUUACUGAUUUUUGUUAUAAUUAAUAUCUUUUAUUAGUACUAUGAUUGUAUAUUAUCUAUAAUUUGCCACAACUUACAACUCUACUACUUACUCUAUUUUGAUUCUGCUAAAAACUAGUAAGGUAAAAUUGAGAUAUGACAACACGGUUCACUCUCAAUCAUUAUUUGUUUGAGUAUAGUGUUUAAUAUUUAUUUUUGAUUAAAGUUCAUUUGUUAGCGUUCAAAUUACAUAUUUAUAUAGCAUGGAGUAUGGUUUUUCAACUUUGAUCAAAUUUCAUAUAACCAAAUAUACGUUCUUUUUAGAAUCCAAAUCUGCAAGUAAAAAUAAAGCGACCAUUAAGUAUAACUAUGUAGUUUAAAUAAAAAAAAAAAUUAAGUACCACGUUCUUUUUACCAAAUGAAAUUCGUUCUGAUAACGAAAGCACAAACCCUGGAAAAUGAAUUACCAAAUAAAUUCUAGUGUUGAAAAUCGAGCUUAGACUCGAGAUAUUUUCCGUCGGAAAAUCGCUAUUCUCGUCUCAGAGGCGCGCGAUCCAACCUUGUAAUUUACUCGGAAAUUCCUCAGUCUUAUAAUCCGGGAAUUAUGUUCCCCAAAGGAAAAUAUCCGAAGGAAAUGAAUGUACAUGGUAUACCAUAGCCUUUUUGUUGCUGAUAAUUAUUCAUUGAGUAGAUAGAGGUUUUUGCUUAACGAAG